AUGGUCGAGAAAGGAAGACUGGGUGCUCUAGCAGCUCGCCCGCCGACUCCUCCACGCUCAUCUUCAUAUUCUGGCUCACGAACGAGAGAAACCCACCCGGAGACCGAACCUCAGCUCCCUCCCACCUCUGCCCAUGACCACCCUUCGUCUUCAGACACUUCCCCAAGCCGUUUUGCUGAGAGGGCGUUGAAACGCGUCAAUUUCUCGCCGCUCCCCAGCUACAUAAAAGCCCCAGAUUUCUCUACGUCACCCCCCCAGGCGCGGCCUCAGUUACGCAAUUUAUAUCCAUCGAAGCAUUACCAACCAACAAAGUCAAUUCUCAAACCUACAGUCUACGUCUCGCAUAACGACGCGCCUGAAGACCCGCGAUCCAGCCCGACUGAUACACCGCCAGGAAUGUUAUAUUCCAUCUUACAACAGCUUGCAGGGGAUUGCAAGAUCUCGAGGACGGACGCGUAUAUGCAAUUACUUGGGAGUCUCGCAGUAUAUAGCGAUGUACCAGAUACUGAAGACCUGGUUGAUAAUAUUGGUCGAUUAACUCAGUUUAUGCGUCGAGAUAUUGCUGUUUCAUCAAGCACUCCUGGGCCUUCGGAAGUUUCUCUUAUCCACCAUGCGUCAAACCUACUGUGCAUGAUGCUCUGGAAGCCCGACUGUGCCAACAGGAUUCCAGACGACUUCAAAAACUUUGUUCUUGACUUAGCCAUUGGGUCUCUACAAAAUCCAUCAACGCCCAAAACAAUUAUCAUUGACUAUAUGCGGAUCCUAUCCGAGCAGAACUUUCCGCCAAAGGUACUAACGUCCACCAAAACUGCACAGCUAUUGCAAAACCUCAACGAUAUCACUAGUCGACUCAACGGCAAGUCUAUAAUUGCAAUGCGGCUUAGUAUAUAUGAAAAGCUGUUAUUGCAAGCGCGAUCAGUGAUUGCGUCUUACUCUAAUCUAUGGAUGAACCAUUUGAUUUCUGGCUUGUUGCAUAAAGUAAAGGAUAUUCGUUUCAGAGCGCUUAAAUUUGGCUCAAAGGUCGCAAGCUCAUUGGGACCCAGUCUUUUAAUAUCGAAGUCUGUUUAUGACGUUUUUGAUCUUCCUUUGGAGAAUGGUGCUCGGUUUGUGGAUGAAGCAUCUAGCCGGCUAUUGACAAUGGUCUCAUCUAGAGAUGGAAGCGUUUACGUUCCUCAGAUCUGGAGUACCAUUAUUCUCCUUCUAAGGAGGCCUCGGUUGACUUUAGACGCGUGGCCUCAUUUCAAGCAAUGGAUUUUGGUAAUACAAAAGUGCUUCAAUUGCAGUGAUUUGGCCACAAAACUUCAGUCAUUGAACGCUUGGAAUCAUUUGGUUUACGCAAUUCACACUAACGAAGCUGAAAAAGACAUGACUACAUUCCUUUCGAAACCCAUCUUUCUACAGCUAGAACGAAGAAAGAAUGAGAACCCGACGCCCCUGAUCAACCAAGCUAUUGCAAGCUACUGCAAUCUUUUGUACUACGCCUUUCGUCCCUCGGCCCCCUAUGAACGACUGGACUUAUAUUGGAGCGAAUAUAUCUGUUCUCCAUUCCUACGACGUUUAGAUUCCAAUUCCAACAACGUUCAAAUAGUUUGUACGAUUCUGGAGGAGCUGCUUUGGAAUUCUCAAUCGAAAGUUUGGGACGAAAAGAAAGCGAUGGAAAAUGGCAAGAUGAAACCAGAAGACUUAUUGCGCCUUGACUGCAAAUGGGUGCGGUCGCGGGUUUCUUCUAUCUCACCGAUUUUUGAACGACUUUGGAAGAGUGCUGAGUGGAGUGAGACAACGAAUCCCAGCUCACCAAUACAACAAAUGUGGAUAAAUUUGUCCAGGGCACUAGCCGAUGCAUCAAGAAAGGAAAUCCAGCCAUCUGCAGAAUUGAUGAAAGCUAUUGCCGCCGUAUUAGAGAUUCUUCAGCGAUUAUGGAAAGACGCACCGGCUUCACUGAAUGCUCCCGACCACGACGCAUUUCUUCCCCGUUUCAAUUUCUUACUGAAUACUAUGAUAUCGAUAAUUGAGCCAUUUCCAUUUACCAACAAGCUACUCCUAAAAACAACCUCAGACACCUUUCAACCUGCCCAAACCCCUACGCAUCGACGAGCCCAAAGAGACGGAAUUAUUCAACCCCCCAUUAUUCAUUUAUUCAAGUUGAUUGUAUUUUCACAUAACCGACCCUCUUCCCCUGAGUACCUUCAGCUUCUAAACGACUUGAUUCGGCUUGCAUUAUCCGGAAAUACCCUUAGAAACUCGCAAAUAGAAAUUUUGCGUCAAUUCGCGGAAUCCUUUCGAGACUCUACUUUAACCACGAAGAAGAAUACGAAUGAAAAUGCAAAUGAUGCCUGGGACAUCUUGGCAACUGCAUCGAGGGACUGUUUAGACAGAGCUAGCUUAGAUACGCCGGCUAAAGAGGGGACUAACAAUACGGCUAAUAAUGACUGUGAUAAAAUAACUGUUAUUCUCGAAGUUGGAAACCACUUUCUAAAAUCUCCUGCUAAGUGGAUCGAUCUUUGUGAUACUUUAGUUUCAACUCUUCACCGGGAAAAGGGAGACAUCGCUGUUUCUGCUGCUAUCGAGACAAUUUCCGAAUCCUGUAUCCGAAACCCAGUCCUAUCAAUACCUCGAGUUGUAAAGCUCCUUGGGCUCAUUGUGUUUCCAUCUCAGGAUACUGUCAAACCUUUGCCGAAGUUUGCCAACGCGAUGCCAAAUUUAAAAGAUCGCACUGUUCAUCAAGCGUCUUGUGAAAAGCUACUACUACUAGUUAGCAAAGCUCUAAAUGAUACCUAUAUCAACACAAGGGAAUUUAGUAAAACUGAUGUUUCGGCUUUUCUUGAAGCUGUUGCUCAUUGCCUCAAGUCUUCCCCGCCAGAGUAUCGUUCCAUUCUGUUGGAAAGUCUUCAAAAUAGCCUUGCGCUAUGGAUUAGGGAUGAUAACGGACAGUAUAGCUCUACAUCCGGAACUGAUAGAUCUGUGAUUUUGGCUAUUCGAGCUCUUGUAUCAACUAUUACCCACACUCUUGAGUCAUCUGGACGAGCAAAUACUACCCUAUUAUGCCGAUUAAGACCAUUGAUUCAAGCCGGGUUUGAAUCGCGUCAUAGAUCCACUGUAAAUGGAUUCAUACACUUGUGGAAUGCCACUUUCGGACUACAAGAACACCUGGAGUAUCCGCUUCAAGUCAAAACAGCUUUGAAAAAGCUGCGAGCUCAUGUGGAAAUUCUGCUACCUUCGUGGCCGGAUAGGUGUGAACCUAGUGAAUCAUCUCCACCGCUCGAUUUCUUAAGCUCUCCAGAAAUUCCCUCCAACGUUGAAACCCCACGCAAAUCAAGGCUUGGGCGACACGGAAUUGAUAAAAGGCCAUCUGGUUCACCAGCAUUGAUUACCCCAUGUUCUUCUAAAAGAAGUGAACAUAAUAAAACGAAAGGCCCGUCACGGAAAAGAGGCAGCACCAACACCCCUGAUAACCGUUUACACCACGAUAAUUCACAAGUACAUUUUGUGCCUGUGGAGUCAUCCCCUGCAGGUGAUGCCGCUCCUGAAUCACAACUUCUUACUGAGCAUCAGAAGGAUGUAAGAGAAAGACAGCGUUCGGACAACGCCAUAUUAUUUCAAAGUCACCCAUCAAGCUUCCUAUCUCCUCGAAACCAAGGUACUAUGGCGAAAAGAAUUCGUGGGCAAUCCGAUCCCGCCGAUGACCGCCCUUCCACCCCAGUUGUCACCGAGGGAUCCCCGGCGGAUGAAUAUGACUUUACAUUCUCUUCCCCCACUCCUGGAUCAAAGGAACCAGGCGCAGAACUCGCCGACUUUUCCUUGUCAACCUUACCACCUAAUCUUGAUUGGAGUGCCUCACCUAAUCUUGCGCCAGUUCCGGCUUCUACAACACAUCAUCAGGCUGUUACUCCAAGCAAGACAGCUGUAACUACCAAAAGGGGCAGUAUUGCCUCAUCAGCUAAGAAAGUGGAGGAAGUUAUUGACACCAGCUCCAGAAAAGAUGCUUCGACUAGUAGAGAUACCGGCCAAGUUUAUUCAAGUCCUGCAGUUGACUCUUUAAUCCAUGACUGGCCGUUUUCAUCUAACGGCUCUGACAUGAAACUUGCUUACUCGCCAAAAUCCGCGCCGACGAGAGGUGACUUUGCAGCCGCCCAAAUUAAUACCUCCGAGAGCCCUGAAUCUACUGAAUUGGACCCAAGCCGCAUUCUAGAUUCCUUCAAUGAUCAAUUGGAACAGCAGAUUGCCUCCCAAUUAGAGCAGGAUUUAGAGCUUUCAAUGGACAUGGAACUUUCUACCAGUAAACAGCAAGAGAAUGGUUCAAAGCCAUCUAGCCGCCAAAGAAAGCGGAAGAGAAGCAAGACUGAUACAAGCCAGGAAAGCUCUAAUAAGCGCGCCAACAACAAUGCAAGGGUGUCUGGUAGUGGUACCACUCCUAGUCCGGGAUCGCCUGAGGACAUACCGGACUCUCUGGAAGAAAUUUCUGCUCAGAAAUUACCCAACCCAACCAACAACAGAAAAUCAGCUAGAAGCAAAACCAAUGGUGGCCAAUCAACAAAAUCAUCCGGCUUCAACUCCUCGACUCGUGAGUCAUCGUCGCGUGAAAUACCCGAAUCACAGCCUUCGAAUAACAGAAGGUCGCUCCGGCUUCGUGUAAAACCGGCACCUCAGAAAGAAAGUCCAGUCUCCUUGACUGAAGAUACGGAGAUGACAAUGGACACAAGCCCCUUUUCAGGAGGUGUAUCGUCAGGGCUGGAACAGCCGUCAUUGAAUGUGGCUGCUGAGGAGCCUCGAGGCCAGGAAUCGAUGCCGGACGAGGCCCGCACUAACGGUACAUCGGAAUCCAGUAAGACAUCGAUACUCGCCUCGCUCAAAUCGGUACUUGAGUCCAUCUCCAAGACGUCGUUUCAGCAGUCAUUCUUGCGGCAAAUUGAUGAUAUCAUGUUCGAUAUCAAACUAGAAGCUCACAAUGCUGUGAGAAGACAUCGGAACUGA
Messenger RNA from Ophidiomyces ophidiicola, 4971 nucleotides. RefSeq lists its product as uncharacterized. The record is from RefSeq and is a predicted model, not a curated record. NCBI's taxonomy places the organism in Eukaryota, Fungi, Ascomycota, Eurotiomycetes, Onygenales, Onygenaceae. Gene Ontology annotation, biological process: telomere maintenance. Gene Ontology annotation, cellular component: nucleus. The transcript has 3 exons. Bases 1 to 4971 code for a protein of 1656 amino acids.